This is a messenger RNA of Humulus lupulus (European hop), 2971 nucleotides long. Its product is annotated as cation/H(+) antiporter 20-like. Lineage: Eukaryota; Viridiplantae; Streptophyta; Magnoliopsida; Rosales; Cannabaceae. Gene Ontology annotation, biological process: regulation of pH; proton transmembrane transport. The transcript has 4 exons. Gene Ontology annotation, molecular function: antiporter activity. Gene Ontology annotation, cellular component: endomembrane system; membrane. Bases 272 to 2803 code for a protein of 843 amino acids. The record is from RefSeq and is a predicted model, not a curated record.
AAUUAAUAUAAAAACAUAUUAUUACCAACUCACAUCACACCCUUUUCUUUAUAUUUCUCAUACACUCCAAUUCCAAACCAAAUUAUAUGUGUGCAUGUACACACUCUUUUCGUUUUUAUUCAAACGCAUCACCACUAUAUACUACUAGAGCAUAGCUACUUGACCAUAUAUAUAUAUAUAUAUGAUCAUCAUGAUGACCGGCUUUUAACAAAUUAAGUUCGAUAUUCAACAUAUUAGUUUUAUUUAUAUGUAAAAAGGGCCAAUACCCACCAUGGCGGUGAACAUAACUUCCAUCAAAACGGCGUCGAAUGGAGUAUGGCAAGGGGACAAUCCUCUAAACUAUGCCUUCCCUCUUUUGAUACUUCAAACCACUUUGAUUCUCAUCCUCAGUCGCUUCCUUGCCUUUCUUCUCAAGCCCCUUCGCCAACCUAAAGUCAUCGCCGAGAUUGUCGGUGGAAUUUUGCUGGGACCCUCAGCCUUUGGACGAAACCAGGAAUACUUACACCGCAUAUUCCCCCAAUGGAGCACUCCCAUACUGGAGUCCGUCGCAAGCAUCGGACUACUCUUCUUUCUCUUCCUCGUCGGCUUAGAGCUCGACCUCAACUCCAUCCACCGUAGCGGUCGGAAAGCCUUUGGCAUAGCCGUAGCCGGGAUAACUCUCCCUUUCGUUUGUGGCAUCGGCGUUGCUUUUGUCCUCCGCAAAACCAUCGAAGGAGCGGACAAAGUCGGUUACGCUCCAUUCCUCGUCUUCAUGGGGGUGUCUCUCUCCAUCACCGCCUUCCCCGUCCUCGCCCGCAUUCUGGCUGAGCUCAAACUUCUUACCACCCAGCUUGGGGAGACCGCCAUGGCCGCCGCUGCUUUCAACGAUCUAGCUGCGUGGAUCCUCCUUGCUCUGGCCGUGGCCUUGGCCGGUGACGGAGACGGUGGGGGCGGAAAAAGCCCCUUGGUAUCGCUCUGGGUGUUGAUAUCGGGGGUGGCUUUCGUGGCGUUUAUGAUGCUGGUGGUCCAACCGGUCAUGAAAUGGGUGGCCAAGCGAUGCUCUUCGGAGCGCGACGUGGUCGACGAGGCGUACAUCUGCUUGACACUGGCAGCGGUCUUGGUGUCCGGGUUCAUCACCGACCUCAUCGGAAUCCAUUCCAUAUUCGGGGCCUUCGUUUUCGGGUUGACUAUUCCGAAGGGUGGGGAGUUCACAGACAGGCUGAUCGAGAGGAUUGAGGACUUCGUGUCCGGGCUGCUGCUGCCGCUUUACUUUGCCUCGAGUGGGUUGAAGACCAACGUGGCUAAGAUCAGUGGCGGGAAGGCGUGGGGGCUGUUGGUGCUUGUUAUCACCACCGCCUGCGCCGGGAAGAUCAUCGGCACAUUCGUCGUCGCCAUGAUGGUUAUGAUUCCAGUUAGGGAAGCCCUCACUCUCGGCGUCCUCAUGAACACCAAAGGCUUGGUUGAGCUUAUAGUUCUCAACAUUGGCAAGGAGAAAAAGGUACUGAAUGACGAAAUAUUUGCUAUACUAGUGUUGAUGGCCCUCUUUACAACUUUCAUGACAACACCGACGGUGAUGGCCAUCUACAAGCCAUCCCGCCGCCGCAACUCCAUUCCCACCCACCGCAAGCUCCGUGACCUGUCGAUGGCUGAGGAAUUCCAAGACGAGCUCAGAAUCCUGGCCUGCGUUCACGGCCCCGGCAAUGCGCCGUCCCUCAUCAGCCUCGUGGAGUCCACACGCAGCACGAAGAAGUCGAUUCUCAAGCUCUUCAUCAUGCAUCUUGUGGAGCUAACGGAGCGCUCCUCCUCCAUCAUUAUGGUCCAGCGAGUCCGCAAGAACGGCCUCCCCUUCUUCAACGUUUUCGGCCGCGGCCAGUGGCACAGCCGCGUUGCCGGGGCAUUCCAGACCUACGGCCAACUCGGCCGAGUCUCCGUCCGACCCACCACUGCCAUCUCGCCACUCUCCACCAUGCACCAGGACAUCUGCCACGUUGCGGAGGAGAAGCGUGUUACCAUGAUCAUCCUCCCCUUUCACAAGCAAUGGAAUGGCGCUGAUGAGGAGUCCUUGGAAAACAUGGGCCAUGGCUGGAGAGGAGUCAACCAGAUGGUGUUGAAGAACUCGCCUUGCUCAGUGGCUGUGUUAGUAGACCGUGGCUUUGGUGGCUCAGGCCUUCAAACUCCGGGUCCUAAUACUACUGCGACCCAAAGGGUCUGCAUUGUGUUCUUUGGUGGACCCGACGAUCGUGAGGCCUUGUUGUUGGGUGGCAGGAUGGCGGAGCAUCCUGCAGUUAAGGUGACCGUUGUGAGGUUCGUUAACAAAGAUGGAUUGGAUGGGGAUGGUGUUACAUUAAAGCCGUCGCCAAACAAGAACACCGAGAUUAGCUAUAGCUUCUCCACCGCCACAAUGAACAGACCGAUUGAGAAGGAACUGGAUGAGACAGCAGUGACAGAGUUCAGAAAUAGGUGGGAUGCUGGGAUAGCAGAGUACGUAGAGAAAAUGGCGACGAGCAACAUCGUAGAGGAGGUCUUAGAGAUAGGGCACAACAAAGAUUAUGACCUUAUAGUAGUCGGGAAGGGUCGGUUCCCGUCUAACAUGGUGGCAGAAUUAGCAGACCGGCAUGCAGAGCACCCAGAAUUAGGGCCAAUCGGAGACAUUUUGGCUUCGUCAGGGCAGGGCCUGGCCUGUUCUGUGUUGGUCAUUCAACAACAUGACUUAGCUCACACCGAAGAGGUGCCAGCCUCAAUGGUGGUUAGCACAGUACAGACUAAUACUACUAGUAGUAGUGGUAAUAAUUCUGUCAAAGAGGUCUCAAGAGACGUUGUGUAGACCAAUCAAGCUGAUUAAUGUUAUAUUUGUACAUGUAAUUUGGCUCCCAAAAGUAACGGUGUCUUGGUUAAAGUGAUGUAUAACUGAUCAUCGUACAUGCAUAUGUAUAUAAUUUGGCCAAGAGAAUAUUUGAUCAAUGUUUAUCUAUAUAUUCAAAUAUUCUGAAAA